AACCAGUCGUCAGUUCGCUGCUGACUCUCGACUGGUGCACAACCAGUCUGCGCCGAGCCGUGGUGGAGUGCACGUCGCUGAAACACGCGAUUUUCAGCGCUGAAAAAUCUCGUGUCGCGGUAUCAAAUUAACUCGCCUGUUUCCAAUGCACACGAACUCUUUAUGCAAAACGUCCAGGACUUCACUUUCCCGGCGACCUGAAACGUGCUUUCAACUAUAAACACUUGGAGCUUUUUCAGCGGAUUCUGCAGUGACUUGUGCUGAAAUUUGGUUUAGUGUGUUCGAUUACUGUGAUAUUGUGCUGUCACUCUGUGUGCCUUUUUGUGUCAAUUUGUGUUUGUUCUAUUUGGAUUUUUUAUUUCCGCUUCCCUCACUCUUCAUGAUGUGGAAGAUAACAUAAUUGCAUCCACGAUUCUGCACCGCUCGCCUGAAAUGCUUUGAAAUAAAGCAAUUAUUUAGAGAUAAAAUAAGACAAUCAAGAUGGCAUCAUCACACAAGUUCCUGCUGCUUCUCCUGCGGAUAGCCGGUCUGUGUCUGGUGAAUGCGGCUGGGCAGAUCCGCGAACAAAAGUUCGCGAUGGAGCCCCAAGAUCAAACGGCCGUCGUCGGGUCGCGGGUGACGCUGCCCUGCAGGGUUAUCGACAAGACCGGGAUCCUGCAGUGGACCAAGGACGAUUUCGGGCUCGGCACGCACAGGAAUCUCAGUGGAUUCGAGAGGUACUCCAUGAUUGGCAGCGAUGAAGAAGGCGACUAUUCCCUGGACAUCUACCCUGUGAUGUUGGACGACGACGCCAAGUACCAAUGCCAAGUGUCGCCCGGUCCCCAGGGCCAGCCCGGCAUUCGCAGCCACUUCGCCACGGUGACGGUGCUCGUGCCGCCCGACCCGCCCAAGAUCGUGCAGGGGGAUUACCUGGUCACGACGGAAGACAGGGAAAUAGAACUGGAGUGCAUAAGUCACGGCGGCAAGCCGGCGGCGGAAAUAACGUGGAUUGAUGGCCUGGGAAACGUCCUAACAGACGGAAUUGAAUAUAUCGUGGAGGAACUGUCGGACGGGAGGAGAUUCACCGCCAAGUCGAUAUUGAAACUGACGCCCAGGAAAGACCACCACAACACCACGUUCACUUGCCAGGCCCAGAACACGGCGGAGAGGACGCACAGAUCGGCUAAAUUGAAGCUGGAGGUGAAGUAUGCACCGAAGGUGACGGUUUCUAUUUUAUCUGGAGCUUCCCCAAACGGGCGGAUUCCUGAAGGGGCGGAGGUCAGCCUUGGGUGUCACGCCGAUGCCAACCCUGCGGACGUCACCUAUAGGUGGUUCGUGAACGAUGAGCCGUCAGUUGGAGGCUACACGACCGAAAUGGUGAUACACAAUGCAACCAGGAAAUAUCACGAUGCUAUCGUCAAAUGCGAAGUACAUAAUGCGGUUGGAAAAAGCGAAGAAAGUGAGACCUUAGAUAUUAGUUAUGGUCCGCAAUUCCGGACGAAGCCCCGUUCCGUCCAGGCCGACCUUGGAGCCAGCGUCACCCUGUCCUGUGACGUCGAUGGUAAUCCCUUUCCGGAGAUAUCGUGGUACGACGAGAAGCACAAGCGAAUCAUCCACAACAGCCCCAAUCUGACUUUGCGGGUCGAUCACGAGACGGCCGGAAGGUAUUUUUGCAAGGCCCAUGUUCCCGGAUUUCCGGAAAUCGGCGCGGACGCCACAAUUUACCUCAAAGGCCCGCCGUCUAUAGUCAGCCAUCGGACCCAGUUCGGCAUCGAAGGAGAUAAUGUCCGUGUGGAGUGCACGAUUUUCUCGAUUCCGCCGCCGGAACGCAUCGUUUGGACCUUCAACGGUAGGGAAGUCGACCUACGCGACCAGGAUUACUCGAUACUGGAAGAUCCAUCGCCCGAGGGCAUCAAAUCUACAUUGGUAAUAAGGGAGUCUCAGGAGAAACACUUUGGAAUGUAUAAUUGCAGCGUCAGUAAUCCAUAUGGAAGCGACGUCGUCGAGAUAAAUUUGAUGCAGCAAAGUAUGGGAUGUGAUUAUUGGUGGGGUUUUUGUGUAAUGGAGUCUUUGCUUGCAGAGAGCGUCCCAUCACUUAUCAUAAUCGUCGGCGUCGCAGCUUUAGUUAUACUUGUAUUUAUCGUGGUUCUGGUUGUUUUCUUGUGUCAGAAGCAGAACAAGAAGAAGCCGCCACCAGAGACUGAUGCAAACACUAUAGAAAAGCAAUGCAAAGAAUCCGACCGUAGUUCCAAUAUCUCCGACUUGAAACUCGAUCUCAGGACCGGAUCUUCGAAUAGUAACGUACAUUGUGAUAUGGAUUAUAUUCCAGGGGCCGAAUCCGAAACAGGAAGUGAGUCUGUUAUAACGCGAAUCGGUGUACCUUUAGCUGGCCCCGUCAAUGUUUCAGGGCAAGAAAUCUAUAGGUACUCUGCUGAUUACACCGAACCCAGCUUCCCGCCAAAGGACGGCCAAAACAACAACGGAUACGUGCCAUACGUCGACUACUCCCGCGACUACAACCCCCCAAUGAUGCAGCCUCCCAUUUCGUCAUCGUUGGACCCCGGUCGGGAGAGCCUCCAGUCGACGCGUCUUCAGCUCAACUCGCUGCAGUCGCACCAGAUCCCGGUGUCGAGCCAGAACCUGCCCCUGAGCGACCUGUCCGACAUCCACAUGGGGGCGGCCCAGAGCAUCCCCAACGGGGGUCUGCCGGGCAUGGGUUACAUAGACCCGAGGUUCAGUGCCACGUACGGGAACCCCCACCUGAGGAACCCCAACGUGGGGCUGCCCACGCCCAACACGGCCAACCCCGCGGCCACCCCCGCGCCGCCCCCGUACUCGAGGGACAACUCGCGGAUAGCUAGUUCUAGUGCAAUGAUGACUGCUAGUGCUAAUGUAGCGAAUACAGUGGUUGCGAACGGUGCUAACGGAUCGGUGCCGCAGGUGACGCGGCUGCCGAAUUCGCCAACGAGUCAGUAUAUAGUUCCAAAUUCCAAUAUGGCGACGAUAAAGAGAGGCACUAUGGCGACGCACGUAUAGUGUGCGCGGGACUCUAGUGGUUACUAAGUUUCAAUUGUAAAAGAGAAGACUGAAUACUGUAUCAAUCGAAAUUUUUUUCACUACUACUCGUUUUUGGUAGGAAUUUUUACGCCGAAAUUGAUGUACAUUAUCUAGACAAUUAAAUUAAUUGACCGAAUUAUUGAUUAAAACUUAAUCAGAACGUACAGUUUAUACUACGAACCUGGCUCUCACCCCAGCUGCAAAUACAAGUGACGACGAGAACAGACACAUAUCAUAUUGAUAUCAAAAGCAAUGAAAUCGGGAAAAUAUGCAAUUAUGCGUGCAAUACGGAAAGCUGAUAUUUUUUAUUACUUGUAUUUGGAUAUUGAGACAGGUUUUCAUAUUAUAUAGAUUAGUGUACAUAUCAGGAGUCGAUCAGACGCAAUUUUUAAGAUGUCAAUUCUUGAAAUCCAUUUCAAAAUUUCUACGAUUCAGUGUUAACGCUAACUUCAAAAUUUCGUUGUCUAGACAAUUUUUAUUGUUGGAAAAAGUAAAACCUGCCGGUGUGAAGAAAAUAUUUAAUCAUCUAUGCGCUUCCAGAUAAUAUGUAAAACAUGUCUGUGUUCUUUUUUUACUUUCAUUCCAGAUUUUGUUACUUAUUAGGAGAAUUUAUUUAUUUCCAUCAUUUCGCAGAACUUGUGAAGUAGCUCAGCUUUUAAUGGCGAGAGAUGAAAUUGUUGAUAAAACUAUUGAAAGGAAUAAAUUUGUUAUGAAUGGAAAUUUUAGAUAAGUAUACCAAAGAUAUUUUUUGUAUAUUAACUAUAAACAAAUGUAUAUUUUUAAGUGAAUUCAACGACGCAUCCAACUUAACUAACAUUUUGUACCGUACUAUAUUGCAUUUGCUUAUUGUUAAGUGCAAUUUAUCUAUUCCUUGUACUUAAAACGUAUGCAAUAUGUUGCUUUAUUAUAUUUGCUCAUUUUUUUUAGUUUCUCGUUUGUAAUUACGUGUAUAUUUGUAUAUUUCUUUUUUACGUGUAUAUUUUCGUAUACUUGUAUACUUAGUUAAACCGUCGAUUAUGUUAUCUUCCAAUUUCAUUUGCAUGAUUUGUGUCAGUUGUGUCUUUUAUCAGUUUGUAGAACGAAUGAGUGAUCUGUUAUAAAGGAUGAUAGAUAUUAGCUCAACUUGUACAUAUAGAAUUUUACGACGUUUUCUAUUCUAGAAAACACUGUUACUACUGUGUAUAAAUUUUUUUAAAUCUUAACGAACAGCAAUAUUUAUAAAACUUUGUGAUUGUAAAAUAAA
Zophobas morio is the source of this 4279-nucleotide messenger RNA. Its product is annotated as irregular chiasm C-roughest protein-like. Lineage: Eukaryota; Metazoa; Arthropoda; Insecta; Coleoptera; Tenebrionidae. The coding region runs from base 481 to 3015 and encodes 844 amino acids. The record is from RefSeq and is a predicted model, not a curated record. Gene Ontology annotation, molecular function: cell adhesion molecule binding. The transcript is spliced from 9 exons. Gene Ontology annotation, cellular component: cell-cell junction; plasma membrane. Gene Ontology annotation, biological process: cell-cell adhesion.